This is a messenger RNA of Babesia bigemina, 2163 nucleotides long. RefSeq lists its product as hypothetical. Gene Ontology annotation, molecular function: 5'-3' DNA exonuclease activity; 5'-flap endonuclease activity. The transcript has a single exon. The record is from RefSeq and is a predicted model, not a curated record. Gene Ontology annotation, biological process: mismatch repair; DNA recombination. Gene Ontology annotation, cellular component: nucleus. NCBI's taxonomy places the organism in Eukaryota, Apicomplexa, Aconoidasida, Piroplasmida, Babesiidae. Bases 1 to 2163 code for a protein of 720 amino acids.
AUGCGGGUACGAAACUUCAACAUAUACCUGCGGGAGCAGAGGCUGCUGCGACAGGGAGACCUCAGCGUGCUGCGUGGGAUGCGUGUUGGAAUUGACGCGGUGUACUUCUUUCGCUCACUCAAGGGGAUAUGCGACCCGCUAAGCGAAGUAGGCGGCAGCCUUCCGCCUACAUUCGUCAGCGUCGUUGAGGAGAAUGUGGAGCAUCUGGAACGCCUCGGCAUACAGCCUCUCUUCGUUUUCGAGGGUAUGCAGUCCAAAUCGCACGUUCUGCUGUCUGCGCAGCUCAUGACACUCAGCGUGGCGGAAGGCUGGCUGGCAUACGCCCGCGGCGACAUACAGAACGCGAUAGGGAAGUUUUUGCAGAACAGCCUGAUUUUCAGCGAAGACAUGAUCCAGCUGUUGAUUCACCUUCUGCGAUCCAAGGGCAAGGACACUAUCCGCUGCCCCUACUUCUCCGCCGCUCAGCUGAGCUACUUCUGUGCGGAGAACGUGGUGGACGCCGUCCUAGGUCCACCUUCGCUGAUGCUCUUUGGUAUCCCCAGGUGCAUCAUCUCCGUGGAUUUCCCGAAGGACUCAUUCGAGUGGGUGGAGCUCAAGGAGGUCCUGGCGCGCUUGGACAUCACCGCACCGCAGUUGGUGGACGUAUGUCUGCUCGCGGGCACUGAGCAUUGCCUUAGCUUCCCGUCCCAGAACGCGUUUUCCUUCGGGAACUGCGUCGAAAUGAUCAAGCAGGGACCCAUAGCGAAGCAUCUGUGCCAGCUGCCCCAGCGCGACGGCAUAACCGAAUAUGUGGAUGGAUACUGCGUCACAAAGGCGCUCAUCACGUACCCGCUCAUAUUGGAUAAAAAGGGAUCCGUGCGUCCGCUGCAAAAGGGCGCCAAGGUCCCCAUGGACUACCACAAGCUGGUAGGCACCAGGAUCCCCCAGGCCAUAUACCACCUGUUGGGCCAGGGGUUGAUUGGCCCCAAAAUACCGUUUGCGCUGGCCACUGGCGAAUGGGUGGACGACUUUUGCCUCAAUGACUCAAUCGAGCUAAGGGAGCUCAUCCAGGACAGUCGGGAAUACAAGUGCAGGGCACUUGGGCUCGCAGUGUUCAAGCUUGACGCCGCAUACCAGGCGCGUCAGAUCAGGUUCCAGGGCCACGUUGCUUUCAUCAAGGGGCACCCGCCCAUUAAGCAGAACUCCAUAGCUGUCAUACCGAACACCUGCAGCACUCGCAUGCUAUCGCAGCAGGCCAUGGGCGACUUCUGCGCCGAGAUGGCUCGACAGAACAGGGACAAGGUUGACGUGGAGUUUAUGCUCACGUGGCACCUGAGACUCUCCUCCAAGUUGCUGAAGGAGGUCACGCCGAGCAUGGCUUCGGAGGCUAUCGCCAACAUGAUCAGCGUGCCCAGCGGAGUACAGCGGCCGUCGGAUUUGGAUAUUUAUAACGCCAACUUGUGGUGUAUCAUGCUAGACAAUUUGGGUUACUUCUCGCGCAUGGGCAGCGCUACAGCAUUUGGAAAGGUGCUGGCCAACGCGGGUCUGGGAUUGACUGGGUUAUUGUUCAUGGAGACCUUGAAGUUUGGGCUCUUUACUGGUGAGGAAUUCGAGGUGCCGUCAGACGUCGUCGUCCCGCAUGAAGUAUUGAGCAAAUAUAGAGGGAGCCUGCCGCAGGACGUAUUCGAGGUGGUGAACUUGGUUUCUCGUGUGGCCUGCCUCCAUCCUGCCACAGUGGACAACGGCCACUGGCGAGGGGAGAUCGACUACAUGAUAUCGAGCUACAUCUGCAACCUCAAAGUGCUGCGCCGCAGCAUCAAUUACCUGAUAGAGGGCUCUGUGAUUUUGAUGGGCGGUAUGGUAAGUGGCGGCGAGGCGCCGUACUUGUACGAGAGUAACUGUUUCAUGGCAAAUUUUGUAAAAUGGCUGCUUACAUAUGACCAAGAGCAUCACGACGGCGGGUCGAAUAUAGUUGCGGCCGCGAAGAGCAAGUUCCCCAGCAUCGUCGACGUGCAGAAGAACCUCCAGGAGUUCGCUGACUUCUGGGCCAAGAUAUCGGCGGUAGUGCACGAGUUGCAGAAGUACGUGCACAUUGAGGCGCUGGGCACGUUCGACCGUGGCACUAAGAUGCUGCAGGCUGCAUUUGUGCACUUCGGCGUGUCUGUGGCCCUCCACACACCUUAA